Messenger RNA from Colletotrichum destructivum, 1833 nucleotides. RefSeq names its product Putative major facilitator superfamily, MFS transporter superfamily. Gene Ontology annotation, biological process: transmembrane transport. NCBI's taxonomy places the organism in Eukaryota, Fungi, Ascomycota, Sordariomycetes, Glomerellales, Glomerellaceae. The record is from RefSeq and is a predicted model, not a curated record. Gene Ontology annotation, molecular function: transmembrane transporter activity. Gene Ontology annotation, cellular component: plasma membrane. The transcript is spliced from 2 exons. The coding region runs from base 1 to 1833 and encodes 610 amino acids.
AUGUCUGCUGCCGCGUCGACUGAGGAGAUGCAACAUCGCGCGGGAGAGACUUUCCACCGGUCCCCCAUAUUGGACAGUACUAAGUCCGGCAGUGCCAAAGACGCAAAAUCAAGCCCAAUAGCCUUCGAGACGCAUGAAGUCGACACCAGCAAGGAAGGGAAACCUGUGCAAAAGACAGUUGCAAUUGGUGUAUUGACCUUCGGACUCUGCCUCGUGGCGUUUGCGGCAGCAGUAGACAACACGAUCCUAGGCACGGCCAUCCCGCGCAUAACAGCCGAUUUCAACUCGCUCCAAGAUGCCGGACUGUACCGCAGUGCCUCUCUGGUCGCAUCGACGGCACUUCAGUUACCGUAUGGAAAAGCAUACGCGCAGUUCAACGUCAAGUGGAUUUAUAUCGGCAGCCUCAUCAUCUUCGAAGCGGGCUCCAUUCUCUGCGCAGCCGCGCCCAACUCCGGGGCACUCGUUGCCGGACGUGUCAUCUCGGGCGCGGGGGCGGCGGCGCUCUACUCAGGCGCCAUCAACAUGCUCGCAAUGGCAGCAGGCCCGCAAAGGGCCCCCGCGCUUUUUGGCAUCGUGUCCAGCAUGGUUGGCCUGGCGUCUCUGGUCGGUCCGCCUCUGGGAGGCGCCUUUACCGACGCGCCGAGACUGACAUGGAGGUGGUGCUUCUGGAUCAACCUACCCAUUGGCGGCGCCGCCGCUGUUUGCAUCUUGGCCAUGUUCCGAGCUCCCCGGCCGUCGCCUCCGCCAGAGUUGGAUACAGAAAUGCACGGGGUCGGGCAUGCGCAUGAUGCUGCGCAAGUUGAUGUCGAGACUGACCCGGCAUCAACUGCCCCUUGUCAACCAGACCGCCAGGACUCACGAAUCACGUCCACAGCCAUUCAUUUCAUGGAAAAGCCUUUUGUGAAAAAGGUGCGGAGGAUGGAUCCGCUGGGCACUGCUCUCCUGAUUCCGGCCUUGGUGAGUCUGCUAUUAGCCCUCCAAUGGGGUGGGACAGAGUACCCAUGGUCAGACGGGCGGGUUUGGGGCUGCUUGGUCUGUUCGGUCAUUCUCGCGGCCCUCUUUGUUGCCUCGUUGUGGGUGAACGGUGACGACGCCGUGAUCCCACCCCGUCUUCUCCGGGACCGCUCCGUCCUGGGCGGCGUGCUGCUGGUUUUUGGGCUCUCAGCGGCCUUAUUCACGCACGUCUUUUUCUUACCAUUUUACUUCCAAGUCGUACAAGGCAUGAGCGCGACGGCCUCCGGCCUCCGCAUCCUCGCCUACCUCGGGGCCAUGGCCUUGGCUGGAGUGUUUGCCGGCGGAGCCAUGUCAUCGCGCGGCGCCUUGUCACAUCACAGGCCGUACGCUUGGGUCGGAACGGCCCUCUUUGUCGUCGGAGCAGGCCUACUACACAUGCUGUCCAUUGACUCGGGAUUAGGCAUGGUCGUGGGUUUUCAGUUGUUAUCGGGGGUCGCUCUGGGCGUUGCGUGGCAGGUUCCCUACGUCGCGGUGCAGCGAUCAAAGAAACUCGCGAUGCGGUCGGGCGAUGCCGCCAUCGCCAACGCUAUGAUCGCCUUCUCCAACUCGUUCGGCGCGGCCUUGGGCAUCUCUAUUGCGCAGAACAUCUUUGCCACGACGCUUGCCAGGGGCCUUGCGGAUCUGCCGAGCUUGGAUCCCGACCAGGCGCAUGCUCUCGCGAAAGCCGGCCAGGCCGCACGGUUAAGGGACUCCGACUUCGUGCCCCCGGAGCUCCUGGCCCUCGUGUUGCAGGUUUUUCAUCACGCCAUCAUUUCGACGUUUACGUUUGCUGCUGUCGCUGGGGGUGUGGCGUUUUUGUGUAGUUUUGUGUUCCCAUAG